This is a messenger RNA of Ramularia collo-cygni, 606 nucleotides long. RefSeq lists its product as uncharacterized. The transcript has a single exon. The coding region runs from base 1 to 606 and encodes 201 amino acids. Lineage: Eukaryota; Fungi; Ascomycota; Dothideomycetes; Mycosphaerellales; Mycosphaerellaceae. The record is from RefSeq and is a predicted model, not a curated record.
AUGUCCUCCACCCCCAAGAAAAACGACAUGAAGAGCCCAGCCAAGAGCCGCCAGGAACUCGCCAAAGAAAAACAACAAGAGCUGAAGACUCGACGUGACGCAGUCAGUGAGCUGCAGAAGAAUGCAUAUGGCAGUCUCCCAGUCGGCGGUCUCUUCAUCGCGCUGUUCGUGAGCGCCGAUCCCCAUCAGAGCGACGCUUUCCAUUGGGGCAUCUACCACCACGCCACCAGCUUCAAAGGCACAAAGUACCAUAUCACAGGAAGUGCCGGACGGUGGAUUGCAGCGCACAGCGAUGCCCGAAACACCUUCAAGUCACAAUCUCUCUCCGUCCUCGUCCAGAUUGGACAGAUCCCACAGUCUGCGACCGACCAGCUUGAUCAGAUCAUGAAGUCGCACGACCACGAGCUCAACAAUCUGCCAGGACUCACUUGUCGCGUUUGGGUCUUCACGGUUGUGGAGAAAUUGGUCGCGGCGGGCUUGCUCACUAUGACGGGAACGACCAGUACGUUGGAGGAUGAGUGCAAGGCGUAUGGAAAUCAGCUCAGCAGCGGCGACGCCCAAAAGGAUCAGCCAAGACCCGUUGUCAGAUCUGCGAUUUGCUCUUGA